AUGUGUGUUGCAGCUCUUGGAAUAAUGGGUAUCUUAGCACAGCAGUACUUCAAUACCAGGGGCAGCCUCAACUACUACUUGGUGCAAAUGACAUUCGAGCUUCAUAGACAUAAUGGCGUAGACGAAGAAGAUGUGCAAGCAAGAGCGUCCAAAGACACACGUCAGAAAACCGACAAUAGUGCUAAAUUUUUUUUGAAGGGCCUACCCGUUGGGACAUCUAUUAUCAGGGAGCAAACGGAGCAUACCGUACAACAGACGACAAUCGAUUCCUCCGGAAAGAAACGCGUCGGCCCUGAAGAGGUAACCAUGUCUAGAUCGUAUAUAUUGGAUAUGCCUGGUGUCGACAGAGUUACGGGAAUUCGACGUUGGAGAAAAUCUCCUCAACAAGUAGGCACGCCGUCAACGUCGACCAACCCGAGCAUUGAAACAAAACCUACUGGAAAAGCAAUUGAAGCGGCGUCAGAUUUAACUCUUACAAAACGCUCUUUCCAAGCCCACAUCUCCACUUCCACCAAUAUCAAACUGACUUAUAUAUUGGAUAUGCCUGGUGUCGACAGAGUUACGGGAAUUCGACGUUGGAGAAAAUCUCCUCAACAAGUAGGCACGCCGUCAACGUCGACCAACCCGAGCAUUGAAACAAAACCUACUGGAAAAGCAAUUGAAGCGGCGUCAGAUUUAACUCUUACAAAACGCAAUCCUGCUGGCAAGGAUUUCGAUUCUGAAACGUCAACCACCAACAUAUCCAGGGUGACCUAUUAA
This is a messenger RNA of Angiostrongylus costaricensis, 759 nucleotides long. Lineage: Eukaryota; Metazoa; Nematoda; Chromadorea; Rhabditida; Metastrongylidae. The record is from the annotation of a GenBank genome assembly.